AAACUGAGCACGAGAGACAAUGAAAUCAAAGAGUUACAGCAGAAGAUCAAGAUGCUGGUUCCAGAGGGUGUGAAGCUGAAUCUGGUUGUGUGUGGGAGUAACAAUGAAUUAAAAUCCUUCAUAUCAAACCUGAUCCUGAAUCAGAGCGAGGAGAGAUCCGAGUGUGCGAGGAGAGACGUGGAGCUUCACGGACGUCUGAUCAGUCUGGUGGAGCUUCCAGCUCUGUUCAGCACUCAGCUCUCAGAGGAGGAAGUGAUGCGCCAGACUCACCGCUGUGUGUCUCUCUUUCAUCCUGGAGUUCAUGCUUUCCUCCUCGCUCUUCCUGAUGGUCCAAUCAAUAAUGAAGAUAAAGCAGAAACCGAGAGGAUCCAGAGGAUCUUCAGCUCAGAAAUCAACAAGCACAUCAUGAUCCUCAUAAAGCAGAAAACAGAAGAGCAGACGGCAGAAGGAAAUGAUGAAACACAGUCUGUCAUUGAGAGUUUUGGAGGACGACGUCAUUUUGUCGGACCGAACACGAAAGGGUCUCAGUUGGUAGAGAAACUUAAGAAGAUGGUUGCGGAAAAUAGUGGUGAAUGCUUCACCACAGAGACACUGUUGGAUGCACAGAUGGAAAAACUGCAGAAAUUUGAAGAAAUGAAGAGGAGGAUCCAUUCGUUAGAGACGUGGUUUCAGACACAAGAUUCAGGAACUAGAGAAGAUGAACUGAGGAUUGUACUCCUCGGAAAAACUGGGGUUGGGAAGAGUUCAACUGGAAACACCAUCUUAGGAAGAGAAGCGUAUAUAUCAGACCUUUCUGGAAGUUCUGUUACUAAAGUGUGUCAGAAAGAGACAGAUGAAAUCAACAGCAGACACAUUACUGUGAUUGAUACUCCUGGACUUUUUGACACUGAACUCAGUAACGUGGAAAUUCAGAGAGAAAUCAGAAAUUGCAUCUCCAUGAUCCUGCCUGGACCACAUGUGUUUCUCUUAAUGAUUCCUCUGGGAAGAUUCACUCAAGAGGAAGAAAAAUCGGUAAAGAUCAUCCGAGACACGUUUGGAGAAAACUCAUUAAUGUACACCAUAGUGCUGUUUACCAACGGAGACCAACUGAAGAACAAAAGCAUCGAACAGUUCCUGGAAAACUCUGGGAUUGCUCUUAAAAACCUCAUUGCUGAGUGUGGAAACAGAUACCAUGUGUUCAAUAAUGAGAGCAAAGACCGGACACAGGUGAAUGAUCUACUGCAGAAGAUAGAUGAAAUGGUGAAAGCAAACGGAGGGAGUUACUACUCAUGCAAGAUGUUCAGAGAGAUGGAAAGAGAAAUACAAGAGAAACAAAAGAAGAUACUGACUGAGAAAGUGGAGAACCUGAACAGAGAAAAAGAAGAAUUGAUGAAGAAACAUAAAGAGGAGAAAAGAAAGUUGAAGACUAAGAUGGAGGAAGAGCAUAACAAAGAGAAAAAGAGAAGAGAAGAGGAAUUUAGAGAAAGAGAAGAUCGAUAUAAAAGAGACAUUAAAGACAUAGAGGAACAAAGAGAAAAAUCACGAGAAGAACUGAAGAGAGAACGAGAGGAAUGGGAGAGACUGAAACAACAGGAAAGACAAAGGAGAGAAGAGGAGGAUGAGAAAUUGAGAAAAAGAACAGGCGAUGUGGAAUGA
Molecule: messenger RNA, 1635 nt
Organism: Puntigrus tetrazona (Sumatra barb)
Lineage: Eukaryota; Metazoa; Chordata; Actinopteri; Cypriniformes; Cyprinidae
Product: GTPase IMAP family member 9-like
Molecular function (GO): GTP binding
Source: RefSeq, a predicted model, not a curated record